Molecule: messenger RNA, 1513 nt
Organism: Verruconis gallopava
Lineage: Eukaryota; Fungi; Ascomycota; Dothideomycetes; Venturiales; Sympoventuriaceae
Exons: 5
Coding region: 202-1266 (354 amino acids)
Cellular component (GO): membrane
Source: RefSeq, a predicted model, not a curated record
CAAAGAUGCUUCUGAGUGGUGGUCGGGCUUGGUACGCGACUGGUGCUUUCCCCUCACGCAUUGCACGUCAUCCUCGAUCACAUCGCAACCAAUCGGUCAUACUCAGAAAUCCAAAAUGGAUAGGUCGCCUGUUUCCUCUCUCCAACCUCAGCUGUUGUUGCUUGCGUUGUCUACCACACACGCCAGAUUGAGAUACACAGCAUGCAGCGCAAUACAAGCCUCGACAACCCGUGGAAGCAGAUGUCUGCUGUCGGAGAGAAAGCGUUGUAUGCAGACACGAAGGGUACAAGCUUCAGCAAUGUGUCUGUGAGGAAUACAGUGGGCACUGUCGGCUUGCUCGAAUCUACGAUCCUUCCGUCGAUCAGCAUCCACGGUGGGCUGUCUAUCAUUGCCUAUGGAAUCGCCGUCUCGACCGACCGUCUUGAGGUCAAAGACCUCCUUUGGCCAUCAGCUCAGCUUGCCAACGUCCUUUGGGCUGCUGUAGGCUCACGCAUGUAUCAUCAAGACAUAUCCUUCCCAAAAGCAUGGUCUACUCUGGGCUGGAACGAGAAGGUGCUCGUGACGGGUAUGACGCUCUGGGGCGGUCGUCUUUUUUCCCGCAUUCUCGCCCGUACUUUGGCCCGCGGCGAAGACGAUGCCCGCUACAUUGAAGUGAAGAAGGAGAAGGACUUCUGGAGCAAGGCGCUCUUCACGCAUUUCGUCCCGGAGGCACUCUUCCAGGCCGUCAUCACGCUCCCAUUCACGAUUUCGUUUCGAGCGCUGCCUAGCGAAACCCUUCAUGCCCCUAGCGAGUGGUUUCCUGUCAUUCACAGUCUGGCCGUUGGACUGUUUAGCGCUGGCUUUGCGCUUGAGACGCUUGCCGACGCACAGCUGGACAAGCACAAGCAGAGUUCGACGGGCAUGAAGACAGACGGUGUGUGGUCUAUCGUCCGGCAUCCUAACUACCUGGGAGACGCCCUUAUCCACGUCUCUUUCCCGAUCAUGCUUUACGGCAGCGGCUUGUUACACCCUCUCGCGCUCUUUAGCCCCAUCGCGAAUUACGUGUAUCUUCGCUUUGUUGGUGGCGACCGCCCAACUGAGACGAGCCAGCGACGCCGGUACAGCACCUCGGACCCGGUCAAGUUCAAGCAGUUCGAGGCAUACAGCGAGGAGAAAAACAGCUUCUGGCCGAGCACGAAAGAAUUCCGAAAUCCGUGGCUUUGGGUCAUCGUUGGCGCUGGCGUAGUGGGAGCUGCUGUGGAGAGAGUGUUGAGGGACUAUCUUUGAGGUCACGUGGGGGUUGAUGAAGUUGGAAGGCGCACUCUUGGCCCCAGAGAUUGAACAUGUAUAUGCUGAUUCAGCUGUUCUGAAAACGUCUACAUCGGGGUGAAUCAUGCACGAUCGCCGAGCUCACGACGGAGGGUUGGAAGUGAAAAAGAAGCGAAAAGAAAAAGAAAAAAAAAAACAAGGGGGUGGGGGAAGCCACGCAAGGAGUUUUAACGGAACCAACAAUACAAUGCAAACACGAUUCGCA